AUGUCGCUGCAUUGUGGGGAAAAAUCUGCUAUUUUAAGAGACAGAAAUAUUAAAAAUUGACAUUGAGGCUCAACAGCUUCAAAAGCCAGGCAUAUUUUUUGCAGUGCGGCUAAUGCUGAAGUCAUUCUCCGUCUCAUACAACAGCAGCCAAGGACAAGAGAGCAUCAGCAGAGAGAGGGAAAAGAGGAGAGAGAAAGGUGCCUCCUCUCGCCAUUGCGAUAACUGUCUCGGUGUUGAAUCGAUGUCGGUGUCCGUGCUGCUCUAACAGGAGGCGAUAGGAGUGGCGGAGACGCGGGGGAUUUAACUUCACACACGGACAAACCUAUGCGUGGAUUUCGGCUCUUUUUCCCUUCGCCAAUGCAAAAGGAAAUAUGCAGCGAAGCUUCACCAUUCUCUACACCAGUUUACUGGGGAUGUGCUUGGGAUCAAGCUCAAGUUUUCCAAGUAACAUCAAUAUAGGAGGAUUGUUCCCAACCGAAUCGCACGAAUAUGAGGUUUUUCGUUUCGCCCUCUCUCACCACCAGGACAUCCCCAAACUGGUGCCGCAGGUGGAUAUGGUCAAGAUGGGGAAUAGCUUCUCCAUGACAUAUGCCUUUUGCUCCCAGUUCUCCAAAGGUGUGUACGCCAUCAUCGGCCUGUAUGACAGGAAGACAGUCAACAUGCUCAUGUCCUUCUGCGGAGCACUGCACGUCUGCUUCGUCACGCCAUCCUUCCCCAUCGAGACGGCCAACCAGUUUGUCAUCCAGCUGAGGCCUGAGCUCCAGGACGCCCUGGUGGGAGUGAUCGACCACUACGGGUGGACCAAGUUUGUCUACAUGUACAGCUCUGACUCAGGCCUGUCAGUGCUGCAGAAGGUCCUGGACACAGCAGCGGAGAGGAACUGGCUGGUGACCUCAGUCAAUGUGGAGACCAUGACGGAGGCCUCCUUCUUGAAAGUGUUCCAGGAUUUGGACAAGAGGAAGGAGGGCCAGAUUAUCAUCGACUGUGAGACAGAGAGGCUCACUGGCAUCCUGAAAAAGAUUGUUGAACAAGGCAAGAAUGCAAAGAGCUACCAUUACAUCCUGGCUAACCUGGGUUUCCUGGACAUCGACCUGACGGACCUGAGGAAAGGUGGGGCGAACAUCACCGGCUUCCAGCUCGUCAACAACUCUGAGCCCACCGUCAGCCGUGUGGUCCAGCAGUGGAUGGAGUUUGACAACAAAGACUCCAAAGUGCCCAAGAGUGGACUCAAAUACACAGGCGCUUUAACAUAUGACGGAGUGAAAGUCAUGUCCACGGCCUUUCAGAAUUUAAGGAGACAGAGGAUAGACAUCUCUCGCAGGGGCAACGCUGGAGAGUGUCUUGCCAACCCACCAGCUCCCUGGGGACAGGGCAUAGACAUCCAGAGAGCCUUGCAGCAGGUCCGCAUAGAUGGAUUGACUGGUCACAUUCAGUUCAAUGAGAAAGGCCGCAGAACCAACUACACUGUUAGCGUCAUGGAGCUGGCCCCCUCUGGACCAAAGAAGGUUGGCUACUGGAAUGAGGAUGAAAAGUACGUGACUACCGCCAGCUUGACGAGAAGCAGCAACGAUACUUACGGCCUGCAGAACAGAACUUACAUAGUCACCACUAUCUUGGAGUCUCCAUAUGUGAUGCUGAAGAAGAACCACGAGCAGCUUGUGGGAAAUGACAAGUACGAGGGCUACAUUGUGGAGCUGGCUGCAGAGAUAGCCAAACAUGUGGGCUACCAGUACAAACUGAAGAUUGUUUCAGAUGGCAAAUAUGGAGCCAGGGAUCCGGAAACCAAGAUGUGGAAUGGCAUGGUGGGAGAACUGGUGUAUGGGAAAGCAGAUGUGGCUGUGGCUCCUCUGACCAUCACCCUGGUCCGUGAAGAAGUGAUCGACUUCUCCAAGCCCUUCAUGUCCCUGGGUAUCUCCAUUAUGAUCAAGAAACCCACCAAAUCCAAACCUGGCGUGUUUUCGUUCCUGGACCCGCUGGCUUAUGAGAUCUGGAUGUGCAUUGUGUUUGCCUACAUCGGCGUCAGCGUCGUUCUGUUCCUUGUCAGUCGAUUCAGCCCGUAUGAGUGGCACGCUGAGGACUACGAGGAGGGCGCUGAGCCGCAGACUCCCGACGCAGCAUCAGCAUCCAACGGGGUGCAGCAGGGCCAGACACCAACACAACAGAACACCAACCAGCAGAGUCCCGAGCAGACCAAUGAGUUCGGCAUCUUCAACUCCCUUUGGUUCUCACUUGGGGCCUUCAUGCAACAGGGCUGCGAUAUCUCACCUCGCUCUCUGUCUGGCCGAAUUGUUGGAGGCGUCUGGUGGUUCUUCACCCUCAUCAUCAUCUCGUCCUAUACUGCCAACUUGGCUGCCUUCCUGACAGUGGAGAGGAUGGUGUCUCCUAUAGAGAGUGCUGAGGAUUUGGCCAAGCAGACGGAGAUCGCCUAUGGAACACUGGAUGCCGGCUCUACCAAAGAAUUCUUCAGGAGGUCGAAGAUCGCUGUGUUUGAGAAGAUGUGGUCCUACAUGAAGGCGGCCGACCCGUCUGUGUUUGUCAAGACCACAGACGAGGGCGUGAUGAGAGUAAGGAAGUCCAAGGGCAAAUAUGCCUACCUGUUGGAGUCCACAAUGAACGAGUACAUAGAGCAGAGGAAACCAUGUGAUACAAUGAAGGUGGGAGGAAACCUGGACUCUAAAGGUUAUGGCAUCGCCACGCCCAAGGGCUCCCCUCUCAGAAACCCUGUAAACCUGGCAGUGUUAAAACUGAACGAGCAGGGCCUCUUGGACAAAUUGAAAAACAAGUGGUGGUACGACAAGGGAGAAUGCGGCAGCGGGGGCGGGGACUCCAAGGACAAGACGAGCGCUCUGAGCCUCAGCAAUGUGGCGGGAGUCUUCUACAUCCUGAUCGGCGGCCUGGGCCUGGCCAUGCUGGUGGCGCUGGUGGAGUUCUGCUACAAGUCCAGGACCGAGUCGCGCCGAAUGAAGCAAUCCAUCAACGACGCCAUGCGCUGCUCCACCCUGACCAGGAUGAGUGGCAACGGAGCGGCGGAGAGAACGGACGCAUCCUCACCCACGAUCCCCAAGACCGUUCAGACGCUGCCCUGUAUGAGCCACACCGCCAGCAUGGGACUGGGUGCCUCUGGCUGUGAUCAUCACGUGACUGUGCUGGCGGCGAGGAAUAGGCAGGGUGGGGCAGAAGAAGAGAACAAGACUCUAAUGACCUCAAAAAUCAUGGCUGUCCGGUUUGACCCAUCUAUUCUCCUGGCUGUCAAUGCGCCCAACUUGAACAAGACUUAACCUACUGCCAAAAUGCACUCUCGAACCGCUCCUUACAAACUCCGAACAGAGACUCGCAACAUUUUUUUAAUUAGUGGAUGUUUGAAAAAGAGAUAUGGAAAAAAGAGAAGGGAAGUGUGCUGCAAUAAAGAAGCCGUCAACGGGGCGUGUUUUUGAAUUUUUUACAGUGUUCAUUUGUGUGGAGAAAAAAAAAGAACUUUAUUCUUCAGUGUGACGCCUGCGCUGUGCCAUUUCGAUGGAGCUGUUGACGUUAGUCUGCGUGUGCAAUAUCUUCACCUCCACUGCUGACCCUGUACUACCUAGAUGCUUUCUGAUGGCUGACGGGACGUGUCUUUGCACAGACGUGGCAGAGGAGAACAAACACCUGUGACUGCUACGAUGAUUUGAUAUUGUUUUGGGACAUUCCCGCUCUCUUUCACUCUCACAUUUACACGCCAUUUUGGAAGGACAAAGUGCUCUGUGUAGCAUAGCCAGUUUUUAAUGAUAUAGUUUAUGGUUUACACUGUUGUAAUAGCGCAAAGAGCUUCGUCAAAAGUAGUUUGAUUUGAUUUAUCUGAAGGUUAGCGCUGUUUAAAUCAGCGGUUGACCAGGCUACAACAAACAUGCAUUGCUGCUACACCACAUUUAACACAUCAUGCCUUGUCUUUGUGCCAUAUGACCAUUCUCACAAACGCACACAGAUACACUAUACACUUGUUGCUACUGGGUCAUUUGUUUGACCGACAGAUAGAUAGAGAGUUUUACUAUUUAAUGAUCACAAAAAAAGUCAGAGGGGAGAUUCAAAAAUUCUAACUCUGACUCUGAGAAAGGUUAUAGAAUAGAGAAAACAAUUACUUUGUGGCUAUGUACAGUACUGAGUGACCUUACACUGUAUUCUACUGUUGUGACAUUCAUAGCAUAUCCGUUGAUAUACUAGGGAGUCUGUUUGCAGCACAUGUUAACAGACAAAGAUCGACAAAUAAUUCAGAUAGAAUCUGGAGAAAUAUUCCUCAAACUAUUGUCGGGGCUGCAUAUUUCACUCACUCCUGUGAUGUAUUUUCAGCUGUAUUCAGUUUUAAUGAAAUGGGCAGCCGGCUAUUCACUCUCAAUUUCUUGAGAUCCCCCUGCAGAUCGUGCGUGGCCUAUAUAGAAGGGAAGCUGGCCUCCUCUCGCUGUUGCUAGCUGGCUCAGGAAAGAGGUGUGACUGAAACACUUGGUGUGAGUGACAGAUUCACACUCACUAUUAUCUGUGCUUAUUGGAAGUCAAGGUUAUGGGUGGUCGCCGCACUGCUCGGCUGUAGACUUCUCCCUUUCAGCUCGUGUCAAGUGAACAGAAAUCAGAGUGGCACGCCCUGGACAGUAGAGGGCAGAGAUGACACAGGGCAGACAGACUGGGUUUGGCAUGUAGACCUUUAAGGAAAAUUCCACGUGAGAACAUGUAUGAAGAUGUACUUUGCAUUUCUUGGCCUGUUUUGUCGGCUUGUUAUCAGCUCAACAACAUCAGAAAACAAUCCUUAAAUCAUGCUGUGAUUUAGAAUGAAAGGACACUUUAGAGGAAAGAAUAUUUUUCUCAUUGUCAGAUUAUCCCAUGAAAGGACAUGACACAGUGGGUUGUCGUGUAUUCUGUGAAGCAGUGAGGAUUUAGCAAUAUUUAACACAAAAUGUGAUGACAGUUGUGUGGGAUUGAGGUCGUGUUUAUUUAUUUAAUUUAUCUGUUUGUUUGACAGGGACAAUGCACAGCAUCUUAGCAGUACCAGGGUUAGCUAUAAGCUAAUUUACAACUGUAGUCCCUGGGCAUGAAAUGGAAGAUAACAUCUCUGUUAGGAAGAAAUUAACACUGUAGUAUAAAAACACAGAUACGAGACAGGACAUAUUUACUAUACAGCAACUACAGCAGCUGGUUAGUUAAAUUUUUGAGUGUUUAACCAGUUUUCCAUAAGUGCAUGCAAUGACCGGCUGGGUGAAAAAUAUUUGCAAGCCAGGGGAGGGGAAUUACGUAAAGAGAGAGUCAGUGGCAUAUGGUAGGGCUGGGCGAUAUGGCCUAAAAAAAAAAAAAAAAAAUCUCAGAUUUUUUUCCCAACAAAUCCCAUUCACGAUUAAACAUACAUAUUACCCAGCAAUCAUCAGCACAAAUCUGUAUAUGACAAAAACACCAAAUAAAAUAAGAAAGUAUUCAUUCAAUUAAAUAUUUUUAUUAUAGUUUAUGUCUCCAUGGUCCCAGUGCAACCACACUGCCUGCACUGUCUAUAUUUACACCCCUGUAGAGUGUACAUUUCACUACUUUGUUGGAUGAUAAGGAAACUACUCUGAAUGUGUCACACAAAACACUUUAAAUUAAUGCUAGUCUGUUUCUGCUACAGAUGUAAAGAGUGGAAACAUAGCUAAUGACUGAUGAGGUCUAUCUGAGUGAAAUAUUUAUAAUCGCAGGAGCCAAUUAACAGUAUGGAUCAUCUUUCAUUUUUUAUCUCCAGUUAUCAUCACAGUGGUGUCUCGUGUUAUUUUGAGCUACAGAGAUAAAAUCAGAGUGUAAAUCAGCCUUACUGUGAGCCAUCACUGCGGGAAUUAAAUAAACUUUGCACAAUUAAAAUGCAGCUAACUACGAUCCGAGCUGCCGCUAACGUUAACUCAGCUUGUUUCUCCGAUAACUUAUGAUCCAUUCAUCCGGGUAAAAGAUGUAGUUAACGUUAGUUUAAUGUGUUCUGAUCUCCCUACCCUGUCUGUGACAUUCAGAGCUAAGCUCCUUAAUUCCCACAGAAGACACACGUAUUUAAAACAGCUCAUAGUUUUAUUUUUUUGAACGUGCAGUGUUUUUCUAAACUGGGAGAUGUAGUUUUUAGCAAAUGUUACUCAAACAGGAGUAAAUAGUGUGUUUGUCGGGGACUAUUUUCAGCAGCGGAUUAACUCAUAUUUGGUGUGUUAAUGACUAUAUAUAGUAGCCUCCAAAUAAACUAACAGUGCCCGUGCUCAUAAGGUAAAGGUAGAAAUGUCAGACGGUGCAGUGCUGUGGCUCAAUGUUUUGUAAGAUCAAUUCAUUGUUGGUUUUGGUCUUUUCAUGGGAAAUGUUGACAAUAAGAAAAAUAUUGAAUGUCACCAGCCUUAUCCUUUAAACUCAACACUCUUACAGGUGAAAAAAAACCCACUGUCGAAGCAGGAAAGAAACCAAUAACCGUUGUUCACGAUGCAUCACAGCCAGAGGCUAUGUAAAGGGUACAUUCUGUGCCUUCUGCCAGCACGAGCAUCUUUUCCUUUUACCACCUACACAAAUAUUCCUCUGCAGAGUAAAACCAUUUCAGGCACCUGGAUGAUCAGAAAUAAUGUAGAAUAUAAAAAAUGAUCAGGUUAAGUCUGAAGCAUGUUUAGGAGGAAGUCCUGAAAUGCACUGAGCAUCAUCAUCACCACACACAGUCGAUGUCUGAGAGCCCGACAGUGUCCAAAAGUGUGGUUUUAUUUAAAGGUGACUGGAAGGUUGUUGCUUAAAAAGGGAUUUUCACUGCUGCCGGAUGCCAGAGGUCAGCUUUGGAUUAUGUACCGCACACUUUAGCCGACCUCUCGUUUCACAGCAGAGGCCAAGCGCCUGUACAAAGGCAGCGCUCAUCCCCUGCUCCCACAGCUGGUCGUGUGUUAUUUUUAUUCUCCUCUUGAGUUUCUGUUUUAAAAGACAAAAAAAAAAAAAAGGUACCAAAACUAAUGUAUGACCUCUCUCUUUCUCUACAUCAUCAUACAGGCAAGAAAAAUGGGCAGUCAGAGUUUACUGAAAUCACACAUAUCUCCACCUAUUAUGUAUAUAAAAGGCUUUUCUCUUCCCCCCCAGUGAAAAUGUUUGUUCUCCUCCCGAUCAUGCCUCAGUGUACCUGAAUUAGUUACCUGCUGCGUGAGUACUUUUCCUUUCUUCCUCCAUCUAUGCGUCUUCUUUUGCUGAUGUUGUAUUAAUUAGAACACGGCACAGCACUCUUCAGCGGAGGCUUUACCUUCAGACAGAUGUUUUAUAUGCCAUAACAGAUUUGUAAGAAAAAGAAAACAAACAAAAAAAAAGACACUCAACGUUUGUAUUAUAAAGGAGAGUUGGGGUGCCGCAAAAGUGUUAUACACUUUUAAGAGUGUAAAGAAUAAAACACACACACAUGCACGCACACACACACACACACACACACACACACACACACACACAGACUGAUGUUAAAUAAUCUGUAGACGCUAAUGUUGUUUAAAGCCAGUUUUGAGUUCAUUUCAUUUUAUUUUGUUGCAAUUUCAAAAAGGAUUUCCUGUUGGUGUUUUUUAAGUGCUUGAAAUUUAACACCAUUUGAAUAUUUCUUUGUCGUUUUCCUUUUUCACAGUAUUUUACUACUGGAAUCUAAUCACCAGAGUUUGUUCACUAGAGACAUCAUUAUUGUUGUUUUUUUUUUUUAAACUACAGAAAGGGUGUCAACUGAGUUUUAAAACUAAAACGAUGGUCAAUAAAUGGGUUCACAGUUUAAAAAAAAAAAAAGAAGACUACAACUAUUAGGAAUAUGACUUUUGAGAAAUAAACUUUUUUUUCUAACCAAAGUGUCCUGGAAGAAAGUCAUCAUGCUUUUGUAACUGAAUAAAGGA
Messenger RNA from Epinephelus moara (kelp grouper), 7847 nucleotides. It is a transcript of the gene gria1a, whose product is annotated as glutamate receptor, ionotropic, AMPA 1a. Gene Ontology annotation, cellular component: plasma membrane; dendritic spine; AMPA glutamate receptor complex. NCBI's taxonomy places the organism in Eukaryota, Metazoa, Chordata, Actinopteri, Perciformes, Serranidae. Gene Ontology annotation, molecular function: AMPA glutamate receptor activity; transmitter-gated monoatomic ion channel activity involved in regulation of postsynaptic membrane potential. Gene Ontology annotation, biological process: modulation of chemical synaptic transmission; synaptic transmission, glutamatergic. The record is from RefSeq and is a predicted model, not a curated record.